Molecule: messenger RNA, 1386 nt
Organism: Cordyceps fumosorosea ARSEF 2679
Lineage: Eukaryota; Fungi; Ascomycota; Sordariomycetes; Hypocreales; Cordycipitaceae
Product: Ankyrin repeat-containing domain protein
Exons: 2
Coding region: 1-1386 (461 amino acids)
Molecular function (GO): protein binding
Source: RefSeq, a predicted model, not a curated record
AUGGUUCUCUCCUCCAAGACGACCACGGUCGAUAUACCUGGGCCUACAGCCAUCCCCGCCCCCACCUCGCUUUCCUUUGAGCUACGACAGAAGUAUGACAGCAACGGCGAGGUGAUCAAGGAAAACUUUGUCACAGUCGGACUUGCGAGCCCGGUCCUAUCUGACGAAGAGGCCGAUUCCUUCUGUGAAGAUGAAGUCGAAACUCUUGGGCAAGAACUGCAAUCUGCCAGUUUUGAGGAUGGUGAUUUUCACGUGGUCAUGAAGUAUGGGCUGAACAGCGAAUUCGAUGAGCACACUGAGCUCGCAUCUGCCAUGAUUGUGUCUGCAGCUUGUACAGGCGACGCGGGAGACCUCGCAAGCUUCCUUGAUCGCUCCCCCAAUCGACAUGCACUCAUUCGAAAACAAGACGAGAAGGGUCGAUCAUUGUUGCACCUGGCAGUGCCAAAUGGCCAUCGCGAUGUCGUUGAGUAUCUGAUAGGCGAGGGCUGCAACACGAAUGCCGUGGACAAGCUAGGGCGCACUCCGUUGAUGGAGGCGGCCCUUUGGGGACACCCUGAUCUGGUGGAGAUGUUGCUCGACGCCGGCGCAGACAAGGACAAAAGGGACAAGCGUGGCAUGAUUGCGGGUCGUUUCGCGGAAGAGUCUGCAAGGAAUGAAAAGGAAAGGCAUCAAAGAAGCACCAUCAAGUAUUCUGAAGACCCGUUCACCAAGAAACAAGACAGGACGCUGAUCCGCACUUUGCUUCGACACUCGCCGCCUCCGCGCCCAAGCUACCAGUCAAUCUCCGCCGGGGAUCUUCAAGGCGCGUACUUUCACAAAUCUCCCAGUGUCGGGACCAUCUCCCUGGUCAUGCCCCGUCUGGGCAUUGAGCUCUUUAGCCAGCGGAAGACGGCGGCGAUCCUGUUCCGCGGUGUCCCGUUCCCCCUUGUGGCGGCAGUGAGCGGUCGCACCGGCAAUCCCGCCACCGAGUUCAGGGCGCCGGAGGCGGGAUUCCAGAUGCUUAGCGAGGGAUACUGGGGAGGCAGCGAGAACUUUGGCGUUGCCGCAGACAUGGGGUUUUCGUUUCCGCAUGACGCGCGUGACGCGCGUGGCAAACCUGGUAGCUAUUACGCCUCGCAUGCGGAGGCGCAGCUCAUGUGUUUCUUUGUUCGGAGGAAUUAUCUAUUCCGGGAAGAUCGGCCAAUCAAGUCUGUGCUCGAUGAUCCGAACCCACCACCAGAGCCUGUGCACGAUGACUUUUUGCAGCUGUUUUUAGCACAGCCAAGGAAGAGGGAGGCGACGAUUGCGGUUAGCAAGGAUCCCUGCUUUUCGUGCACAGCAUUGAGAGACUGCAUCGAAGAGAGGCUGGGUAUUGAGUUCCUUCUUGCCUGCUUGCCUGUCAGAUGA